This is a messenger RNA of Gaeumannomyces tritici R3-111a-1, 1185 nucleotides long. RefSeq lists its product as hypothetical. The coding region runs from base 1 to 1185 and encodes 394 amino acids. The transcript has a single exon. Lineage: Eukaryota; Fungi; Ascomycota; Sordariomycetes; Magnaporthales; Magnaporthaceae. Gene Ontology annotation, molecular function: oxidoreductase activity, acting on the CH-OH group of donors, NAD or NADP as acceptor; NAD binding. The record is from RefSeq and is a predicted model, not a curated record.
AUGCUCAGCCCGGCACGAAUGGCCAUCAGACGGCUCGUUCCCAGCGAGGCCCGCUGCUUCACGCAGAGUGCAGCGGCCCCCAAGCUCGCCAUCAUAGACGACUACCUCAACACAUCAGCCGCGCACUUUGCGCACAUCCCGCCAUCCCAGCUCGAGGUGACCACGUUCAAUGACACGAUCCUGUCCCUGGACGACGCGUCCACGGAGCGCCUUGUCGAGCGUCUGAGUCCCUUCAACGCCAUCUCGAGCGUGCGCGAGCGCACCGCCUUCCCUGCGUCGCUGCUCGCCCGAUUGCCCAACCUCGAGCUCCUACUCACGACAGGCACCCAGUUCGAGGAGUUCGACCUGGCCGCGGCCCGCUCCCGCGGCGUCGUCGUCGCGUCCGCGCCCGGGCUGGGCCGCACCGACCACGCUGGUCCCCGCCGGCCCGACAUCCGGAGCGGCGGCUCGCACCCGACCACACAGCACACCUGGGCCCUCAUCCUCGCGCUGGCCCGCAACGUCGCCGCCGACGACGCGGCGUUUCGGCGGGCGGGCGGCGGUGCCCCGCCGUCGUGGCAGACGGGCCUCGCGACCGGGCUCACCGGCCUGACCAUCGGCGUCGUCGGCCUGGGCCGCCUGGGCGCCGCCGUGGCGCGCAUCGCCCACCUGGCCUGGGGCAUGCGCGUCGUCUGCUGGAGCGAGAACCUGACGCAGGCCAAGGCGGACGCCAAGGCGCUCGAGUUGGGGUUGUCGCCAGACGAGGGCGCCGGCGGGGGCAAGGUCUUCCGCGUCGUGGACAAGGCCGAGCUUUUCUCAUCGGCGGACGUGGUGACGCUGCACUACGUGCUCGGCCCGCGCUCGCGCGGCAUCGUGGGCUCGCACGAGCUCAGCGCCAUGAAGCCGACGGCGCUCCUGGUCAACACCUCAAGAGGACCCCUCGUGGACGAGGCCGCGCUCGUCGAGACCCUCGAGGAGGGCCGCAUCCAGGGCGCCGCGCUCGACGUCUACCCCGUCGAGCCGGUGCCGGCCGAGAGCCCUUGGCGGAGGCCCGGUUACUGGGGGCAGGACGGGCGGUCCAAGGUCCUGAACACGCCGCACAUGGGCUAUGUCGACACCGUGCUAAUGAACACCUGGUACGCCGAGACUGCGGAGAACGUUGAGCGCUGGCUGCAAGGAAAAGAGAUCCUUCAUCGGCUAGUCUGA